AUGGCAUUCCGUCGCCCAUCCAACGGCCGAUCGCCCCUCGUCAAUCCCCAGCGUCAAAUCACUUCUUUCUUCUCCAAAUCUCCAUCAUCAACCUCCUCUACUUCCCCUCUUCUUUCUAACUCUAAACCUAAACCUAAACCUAAACCUACACCUACCACCCCGUCUCCUCCUCUAACCAAACGCACUAACAACCCUCCCCUGCUUCUUACUCCUAACCCUAUUCAUGGUCAUGAGCUAGUUGAUCGAAGGAUUAGGGUUUACUGGCCACUGGACAAGACUUGGUAUGAAGGUCGUGUCACAUCUUUUCACAAGACUUCGGGUAAGCAUUUGGUUCAGUAUGAUGAUGCUGAAGAGGAGCUUUUGGAUUUAUCCAAAGAGAAGAUCGAAUUACUCAACGACCAUCCCAAAAGGUUCCGCAGGUUGAGGCGAUUUUCCAUUCAAGACCAAGACGAUGAUGCUGGAGGACCUGGCCAGGGGAAUGUGGAUAAGAAUGCUGAAAGUGGAGGAGAUGAUUCUGCCGAUGAAGAUUGGGGAAUCCAUGUUGAAAAGGAAGUGAUUGGUGAUGAAACAGAUGAUUUAGAUUUGGUAGACGAGGAUGAGGAAAAUACUGUGGCAGUAAAACCGGACCUCAAGAAGCGCAAGAGCUCUGGAAUGAAAUUGGAUUCUGCUAAGAAGAUCAAGACCGAAUCUUUCAUGGAUUUAAGCCGGGCAAGUUUGGAGCCUAUAAACAAUAUUAAUAACAAUUUUGCAAGUGGGAAGACGUCUGCUUUUGUUGACAAUGUUCUAGUUGGUGACAAAGCUGAAAGAUUUACCACUAGAGAAGAAGAGAAAUUCAAAUUUAUUGGGAAAGACCGGAGGGAUGCCAAGAAGCGAUCCCCUGGAGACGAAAAUUAUGACCCAAGAACUCUGUACUUGCCACCUCACUUUCUGAAGAGUUUAACAGGUGGCCAGAGGCAAUGGUGGGAGUUCAAGUCGAAACAUAUGGAUAAGGUUCUGUUUUUUAAGAUGGGAAAGUUCUAUGAGCUCUUUGAAAUGGACGCCCAUGUUGGAGCAAAAGAACUUGAUUUGCAAUAUAUGAAGGGAGACCAGCCUCAUUGUGGAUUCCCAGAAAAGAACUUUGCUUUGAACGUGGGGAAGUUGGCUUGCAAGGGUUACCGUGUUCUAGUCGUUGAGCAGACAGAGACACCUGACCAGCUUGAGAGGCGUAACAAAGAGCACGGUUCUAAAGAUAAGGUUGUGAAACGUGAAAUAUGUGCAGUAAUCACCAAAGGGACAUUGACUGAUGGUGAAAUGUUGUCAGCCAAUCCCGAUGCUUCUUACCUGUUUGCAGUUUCUGAAUGCUAUCAACCAUCAGGAAAGCAACAUGAUGAUAGAGUCUAUGGCGUUUGUGUUGUUGAUGUUGCUACGGGGAAGAUCAUCAUUGGACAGUUUGAAGAUGAUUUGGAGUGCAGUGUGUUGAGCUGUCUAUUGUCUCAACUAAGACCAGUGGAAAUCAUAAAACCUAUUAAAUUGCUCAGCCCUGAAACAGAAAGAGUACUUCUGAGACAAACAAGAAGUCCUGUCGUAAAUGAGUUGGUACCGCUCGAAGAAUUUUGGGAUGCUGAGAAAACUAUCUGCGAAAUCAAGGAGAUUUAUCAGCGAAUCAGUAAUCAAUCAGUUAAAUUGUCUUUGAAUGAAUCCAUACCAUGUGCUAGUAAGGAUUGCCUACCCGAAGGUCUCUCUGAGCUAAUGGCUGCAGGAAAAAUUGGUUGCUAUGCUCUCUCGGCCCUUGGGGGUAUUCUAUUUUACCUGAAAAAGGCCUUCUUGGACGAGGCAUUGCUCCGAUUUGCAAAAUUCGAGCUACUUCCAUGUUCUGGAUCCAGUGAGUUCACGACAAAACCAUAUAUGAUUCUUGAUGCAGCUGCUUUGGAGAACCUUGAGGUUUUUGAGAACAGCGGAAGUGGAGACGCUAAAGGGACAUUGUAUGAUCAACUAAACCGUUGUGUGACUGCAUUUGGGAAGAGGUUGCUUAAAGCAUGGCUUGCUAGACCUUUAUAUCACAUAGACUCAAUCUGGGAACGCCAGGAAGCUGUAGCUGGUGUGAAGGGAGUUAAUCUGCCUCAUGCACUUGAAUUUCGUAAACAGUUGUCAAUGCUUCCAGACAUGGAGCGGUUGCUUGCACACAUCUUUUCCUGUAGCAGUGAAGCUAAUGGUAGGAAUUCGAGUAAAGUGGUUCUCUAUGAGGAUGCAGCAAAGAAACAGCUUCAGGAGUUCAUAAUGGUUCUUAGUGGCUGUGAAUUAAUUAUAAAUGCAUGCUCUUCACUAGGUGUCAUUAUGGAAAAUUCUGAUUCUAGGCUGCUGCAUCACUUACUAACACCUGGCAAAGGUCUUCCAGAUGUUUAUGCAGUCCUUAGGCAUUUCAAGGAUGCUUUUGAUUGGAUGGAGGCAAAAAAUUCAGGGCGUAUAAUCCCUCGGGAUGGUGUUGAUAAAGAAUAUGACACUGCCUGCAGUAUGGUUACAGAUAUCGAAUGGAGUCUGACAAAGCACUUGAAGGAACAGAGAAAACUACUUGGAGAUCCAUCAAUCAAUUACGUUACUGUCGGAAAGGUAUCAUAUCUGCUUGAAGUACCUGAAAGUCUGUGCGGGAAUGUCCCUUGUGAUUAUGAGCUACAAUCGUCCAAAAAGGGUUUCUCUCGUUACUGGACUCCUGCUAUUAAGAAUUAUAUUAAGAAGCUCUCAGAAGCUGAAUCUGAAAAGGAGUCCAAGUUUAAAAGCAUCAUGCAGAGGUUGAUUGGGCGCUUCUGUGAGCAUCAUGUUAGCUGGAGACAAUUGAUUUCUACAGCUGCAGAACUCGAUGUCCUCAUCAGCAUAGCAAUUGCAAGUGACCUCUAUGAAGGACCAACAUGUCGUCCCCUUAUUGUGGAUCCAUCAAUCGAGGAUGAAGCACCAUUUCUUGCUGCUAAAAAUUUAGGGCAUCCUGUGCUUCGAAAUGAUUCUCUGGGGGAUGCCACCUUUGUCUCAAAUGAUGUUUGUAUUGGUGGGUCCAAUCAUGCCAGAUUUAUCCUGCUUACUGGUCCCAACAUGGGUGGGAAGUCUACUCUUCUACGUCAAGUUUGUUUAGCAGUGAUUUUGGCCCAGGUGGGAGCAGAUGUGCCAGCAGAAAGGUUUAAGAUGUCUCCAGUUGAUCGUAUAUUUGUUCGGAUGGGUGCGAAGGACCAUAUAAUGGCAGGCCAGAGUACAUUUCUAACCGAGCUUCUGGAAACUGCAUCUAUGCUGUCAUCAGCAACCCAUAACUCACUUGUGGCAUUAGAUGAACUUGGACGAGGGACGGCAACGUCAGAUGGACAAGCUAUAGCUGCAUCUGUUCUUGAACACCUUGUCAAUAAGGUCCAGUGCCGGGGGUUGUUCUCUACUCACUAUCACCACUUAGCUUUGGACUAUCAGCGAAUUCCCAAGGUUUCCCUGUGUCACAUGGCAUGUCAAGUUGGAAAUGGAGUUGGAGGUCUAGAGGAGGUAACAUUUCUCUACAAAUUGACACUUGGUGCAUGCCCCAAAAGCUAUGGUGUCAACGUUGCGCGGCUAGCAGGACUUCCUGAUGGGGUGCUUCAAAAGGCUGCAACCAAGUCGGAAGAGUUUGAGGCGAUGUAUGGUAAGAAGAGAAAACAGUCCAAGGGCUGGGAAAAGGAGGUGGUGGUGAUCAUGCAGAGCUUAUGGAAUUGUCAUUGCGGUUCUUCAGCUGAUGCCAUAUUUGAAUUGCAGAAUAGGGCAAAGAUACUUUUGGAGCAAAAGUAAAACAACUGGCAUGCCUCUCUCUAUCUCUCUCUACACUUUCCAGUAGUAUGCUAUGCUAUGUGAGAUGAUUUUGUACAGUGGAAUGCACAAGUUUUUUAUGUUCAAAUCUGUAAUUGGUAGUUGAAAGUUGAAACAGUGCAAAUAUUGCAACCAGGGUUAGAUGGGAAUUUUGAAUUGAAAUUGCAGCAAAGCCCAUUUUUAUAAUCCACAUGUAGAUGGAGUAAUGAAUGCAAAUGUAUGUGAAUGGCAUGUUUAUUUCUCAAGCAUUAAUUAAUACUUAGACCAAUUAUGCUACUACAAUGGUUGUACCUCCAGGCCGAAUUU
Molecule: messenger RNA, 4095 nt
Organism: Cynara cardunculus var. scolymus (artichoke)
Lineage: Eukaryota; Viridiplantae; Streptophyta; Magnoliopsida; Asterales; Asteraceae
Product: DNA mismatch repair protein MSH6
Exons: 21
Coding region: 1-3771 (1256 amino acids)
Biological process (GO): mismatch repair
Cellular component (GO): nucleus
Molecular function (GO): mismatched DNA binding; ATP binding; ATP-dependent DNA damage sensor activity
Source: RefSeq, a predicted model, not a curated record